AUGACAAGGCGUGAAAGCGAAGAAAAGAACUUCGCCGACGAAACCGGAGUAGCCGUCCCCUUCCGAAGCCCCACCACACCCCUCACCCACUCCUCCACCGGCCUCUCUUUGCAGUUUUCGCAGUCGCUUUCGUGUUCUUAUGCCAAAACUGGAGUAUGGGAGGGAGGGCGGUCGAGGCGGGCUAGCGGAGGUUUGGCAAUGGACAGUGGUGGUGGUGGUGGUAAUUCUCGUGCGCAACUAGUGAACGAUACACCUGCGGAACUUUGUAUACGUGAUCCACCGACAGCUACGACACACUCGGUCACGACUCGUCAAAGUGCCGUCACUGAUGACGUCUACGUGGAUAUCAUUGGAACAUUCCACAGACCAUGGGGCCUCGCGAGCUGGAGGGAAAAACUUUUCACUUUCUUACGCGCCAACCUUCAACUUUUGCCGUUUUUUGCGACCUACCUGUUCGCCCUCCCCUACCCUCCCCUCACCUCUCCCAGGUUUCGUGGUUGGCGUGAUCGUUUGGAUUACCCGCUGUGA
Molecule: messenger RNA, 528 nt
Organism: Mesocestoides corti
Lineage: Eukaryota; Metazoa; Platyhelminthes; Cestoda; Cyclophyllidea; Mesocestoididae
Source: the annotation of a GenBank genome assembly